Coregonus sp. 'balchen' is the source of this 3393-nucleotide messenger RNA. NCBI's taxonomy places the organism in Eukaryota, Metazoa, Chordata, Actinopteri, Salmoniformes, Salmonidae. The record is from the annotation of a GenBank genome assembly.
ACCAACUUCACCAAGAGAGAGCUACAGAUCCUCUACCGCGGCUUCAAGAACGUACUCACAGCCUCCUCCCUCCUCCUCCCUUCCACUGCCUGUCUAUCUUCAUCUUAUUUUCCUCUCUCUUUCUUUACUCUGCUAUCUCUCUCCCUGCCACUCUUAUGUAUACUCCUGCUUAUGUUGAUUCACAUCUUUACAGGUGUUUGUCAAAGCUCUGUUCUCUUUCAUCUCUGACUUAGAUAUGUAAAUGCGUUUAGCUUUGUGCCUUCAUCACUUCAUAUGGUGCUAAUCAGAUUGUACGGCCUGCAGCUAGAACAACUAAACCUGUCAUACACCAUAACAACAAUUACAUGCUAUAUUACCCAUAUAAACCAAACAUGGAGAAAAUUAUUAUAUAUAUAAUUUUUACAUUUUAGUAAUUUAGCAGAUGCUCUUAUCCAGAGCGACUUACAGGAGCAAUUAGGGUUAAUCCCCCACCUAGUCGGCUCGGGGAUUAGAACCAGAGACCUUUCGGUUACUGGCACAACGCUCUUAACCACUAAGCUACCUGCCACCCAAUAUAUAUAAACAUAUAUUCUCUACAUACACACAUGCUCAAAUACCCACCCACACAUUCACAUACACCCAUAUAGAAGUUAUAUGGAAAUUGCUAGUUAAUUGCCAGUUAAUUAGCUGUCAGAUUUGAUUGACGUUAAUUCUCUGUAACCGUGGGUGGUGCCAUUCGAGUGUAAAUUAUUGGUUGAUCUGGCUGUUACCCAGAAGAAGCUGCAUAACUUUUCCUUGAAAUAGUGUUUUCACAUGGUUUCAACAGGAGUGUCCGAGUGGAGUGGUGAAUGAAGAAACAUUUAAACACAUCUAUGCCCAGUUCUUUCCCCAUGGAGGUACAGUACAGCCAGAUACUUCUCAUUUAGACACAUAACAUGCCCUUUCUUACUUGUUUGGGACUCAUUUACAAGCACUGCUAUGGGAUCAUAAAAUCUCAUGUCUUUAUCUGGUUGUUUUGCAGAUGCCAGCACUUACGCUCAUUAUCUCUUCAAUGCGUUUGACACAACAAACAAUGGAUCCAUUAAGUUUGAGGUACAAACCAUACACCAUCACUAUCACUCAGUGGACAGUUUAAAUCAGGGGAGGCAACUAGAUUCAGCCGUGGGAAGAUUUUUGUUGGAGCGGAUGGUCGGGAGUCCAGAACAUAAUGAUAAUAAUUUGUACACUGUAAAUUGACCACAACUAAGCCCAAAAAGAGAUUGUAUUUGAAAAUAACAAUAAUUCCAUACCCUGAUUACAUUGAGAUACUAUCACCUUUGAAUAUAUAUAUAUAUUUUUUUUGUGGGAAUACUUGGGAACAGAUUUCCUAAAUUAAACUCUUUUUUUUCCUGAAUUCCUGGUGAUUUUAGUCCCCCCCCCCCCCAAAAAAAAAAUAAACACAUGUUUUUUUAUUCUUUACUAAAAACUUUGGGGUGCCAUAAGAAACCUGUUGCCGACCACUGCUUUAAAUGAAGGAAUAUGAAGAAUUAUGUAUAUCUUAUUUAUACUAGUGUUAUCACUCAGUCCUCACUAAGUAUUUUCUCUUUAUUCUCACUCAUGUGGUGACUCUCUCAGGAGUUUGUAAUGGGACUGUCUACACUGCUGCGGGGCACUAUGAGAGAGAAGCUGGAGUGGACUUUUCAUCUUUACGACAUCAACAACGAUGGCUACAUUAACAGAGAGGUCUCUGUGUUUUUUUUUUACAUGUCAGUUAUACACUGCUCAAAAAAAUAAAGGGAACACUUAAACAACACAAUGUAACUCCAAGUCAAUCACACUUCUGUGAAAUCAAACUGUCCACUUAGUAAGCAACACUGGUUGACAAUAAAUAUCACAUGCUGUUGUGCAAAUGGAAUAGACAACAGGUGGAAAUUAUAGGCAAUUAGCAAGACACCCCCAAUAAAGGACUGGUUUUGCAGCUGGUGACCACAGACCACCUCUCAGUUCCUAUGCUUGGUGGUUGAUGUUUUGGUCACUUUUGAAUGCUGGCGGUGCUUUCACUCUAGUGGUAGCAUGAGACGGAGUCUACAACCCACACAAGUGGCUCAGGUAGUGCAGCUCAUCCAGGAUGGCACAUCAAUGCGAGCUGUGGCAAGAAGGUUUGCUGUGUCUGUCAGCGUAGUGUCCAGAGCAUGGAGGCGCUACCAGGAGACAGGCCAGUACAUCAGGAGACGUGGAGGAGGCCGUAGGAGGGCAACAACCCAGCAGCAGGACUGCUACCUCCGCCUUUGUGCAAGGAGGAGCAGAAGGAGCACUGCCAGAGCCCUGCAAAAUGACCUCCAGCAGGCCACAAAUGUGCAUGUGUCUGCUCAAAUGGUCAGAAACAGACUCCAUGAGGGUGGUAUGAGGGCCCGACGUCCACCACAGGUGGGGGUUGUGCUUACAGCCCAACACCGUGCAGGACGUUUGGCAUUUGCCAGAGAACACCAAGAUUGGCAAAUUCGCCACUGGCGCCCUGUGCUCUUCACAGAUGAAAGCAGGUUCACACUGAGCACAUGUGACAGACGUGACAGAGUCUGGAGACACCGUGGAGAACGUUCUUCUGCCUGCAACAUCCUCCAGCAUGACCGGUUUGGCGGUGGGUCAGUCAUGGUGUGGGGUGGCAUUUAUUUGGGGGGCCGCACAGCCCUCCAUGUGCUCGCCAGAGGUAGCCUGACUGCCAUUAGGUACCGAGAUGAGAACCUCAGACCCCUUGUGAGACCAUAUGCUGGUGCGGUUGGCCCUGGGUUCCUCCUAAUGCAAGACAAUGCUAGACCUCAUGUGGCUGGAGUGUGUCAGCAGUUCCUGCAAGUGGAAGGCAUUGAUGCACAUCUGGGACAUCAUGUCUCGCUCCAUCCACCAACGCCAAGUUGUGAUUUUCUGGAUUUUAUUUUCUCAUUUUGUCUGUCAUAGUUGACGUGUACCUAUGAUGAAAAUUACAGGCCUCUCUCAUCUUUUUAAGUGGGAGAACUUGCACAAUUGGUGGCUGACUAAAUACUUUUUUCCCCCACUGUAUAUUGAAAGAUUCACGUAUUGAAAGAUUCACAUAUGAUGCAAUCUUGUAUUAAUACAGUUUGUAUUUCUGUGUUUCAGGAGAUGACUGAGAUUGUGAGGGCCAUUUACGACAUGAUGGGGAAAUAUACCUACCCUGCACUCAAGGGAGAUGUCCCUAAACAGCAUGUGGAUGCUUUUUUCCAGGUGACUUUACCUGACAUCCUAUAGUACAAUGUAAUACCAAAGCAGAUGCUUACUCUACCCCUUAGUAGGGCACAACAGUUUACACCACAUAAUCAUUUCAUACUUCCUGAAAAAUCAUGUACAUUUCUCUCACUUUUUUCCUUCCCACAGAAAAUGGAUAAAAACAAAGAUGGAGUUGUGACUUUAGAGGAGUUCAUU